This is a messenger RNA of Colias croceus (clouded yellow), 8548 nucleotides long. It is a transcript of the gene Rbp, whose product is annotated as RIMS-binding protein 2. Lineage: Eukaryota; Metazoa; Arthropoda; Insecta; Lepidoptera; Pieridae. The transcript has 21 exons. Gene Ontology annotation, biological process: neuromuscular synaptic transmission. The coding region runs from base 345 to 4706 and encodes 1453 amino acids. Gene Ontology annotation, molecular function: protein binding. The record is from RefSeq and is a predicted model, not a curated record.
ACUCGCAGCCGGCCGACCGCUCCACCCGAACAUUUCACACUUUUUUUUAUUUUCCUCCCGAACGUAGCUCUGUAACAUCCAGAAAAGAAAACCUAGUACUAGUUUCAAACGCGCCUCGAUUACGUCUAUCUCUCGCGCGUUAGUUACCGCGUUUCCAAAAUGGCUGGACGGGACUGUCUCUCCAGCCGUGCGCGAACCCGCCUCUGACUCGGUUUAACGGACGUUAUGUGCCUCGUUAUGUAAAUGUUACGCAAGUUUGGGACGUUAAGGUGCAUCUUACAGCCCACGAUACGGUGCAGUGAACCGCGGUGCCCAUGUAACGAGCUGGAUCUGACAUUACCAUUAUGAGCGUGUACGGAAUAUCAGGGGGCAGCGAAUCUGACGUGAUAGCGCGUAGGCUGCGCGAAGCGGAGCGGGCGCGGGCGGACGCGGAGCGAGCGCACGCCGACGCGCUCUCCCAGCUACGCAGUGCGCAGCGGUCGCCGCUCGAUUCACACAAUGUAGAACAGUUGCAAUCUAAAGUGCGAGAGUUGGAAAAGAAGGCUGCAUUGGAAACGGUUCGAUGUGAGGAAUUACAACUAGAGUUAUCAUCAUCAAUGCGCGCAAGAGGUGCUACGACCACCACGUGGUCUACUGCAACGCAGCCCGCCUCUGAAAUCGAACGUAUUAUGGCAAAAAUCGAACAAGAUAAUAGAAUCCUUGCGGAAUUGGAGCACACAAGAUCCACUACACACGGUAUUCAACAAAGUGGUUCCAACACAGCACUUGGGGAAUUCCAUUCGCCAACUCCGUCACCUUUGCCACAUUCUUAUACAAGUACAGCGGGGCAUAUGGCACUCUGUCAGAGCAACACAAUGCCUACCCUUUCCUCGUUGCAUGCCACCGGACAGUUUACUGCUCCUAGUUCUAACUCCGUUGCGUAUUCCAUGAGUGCGCACAACCCUUCCUCCUAUACUAACCCCGUAUCGGCUUCUUAUGGGCUAUCAAAUACUCAUCAAGUCACGUUCACAAAUCCAGUAACAGCACCCCUUGUUAAUAAUAUUAACCAAAUCUCUAGUACUCUAGCAGGUCUGCAAUCAAACCUUCAAAAUUUAUCUGGGAAUGUAUCUGGAAUGACUUUGGGUAGUACAUUAGGUGGGACAGCGAUUACGGGGACUAUGGCAGGAGGAGGACUUAGCAGUUGUUUGAACAAUGUACCGACGAGUUUAUCAAGUGGACUUACAAGUACACUCGCGGGUAUACAGUCAAGUCUAACCGGUGCACUUGGUAAUACAUUGAGUAACCUCACUGGUGGCAAUCAACUUGGAGGACUGAACUCAAAUCUAACGAGCACAAGUGUAUAUGGAACUGGCACGGGUACUUAUACAAAUCCUCUUCUAACUAGCGGCUUAGGAACCAAUACAAUGAAUAUUAAACUUAAACCUAUGGAUGAAAUUGACCUUGGAUUAGGUAGAUACGGAACUAAUAAUCCAGCUAUGAUAAGGGCUGUCACCCCUGUAACUCCUCAUCAACCAAGCUGGAGCUUAGGAUUAGAUAGCCAAUUUCCAGACAGACUAGGAGGUUUAGAAUCGACAUUAUAUCAUGACAGAGGUCCGAGAAAUAUGAGACUUUUACCAAAUAAUAUGUUAGAUAUGGAUGUUCGAAAUACACAUUAUAUGAAUGGUGGUGGACCCACAGAGGCUCAAGUUGAUAUGCUGGAUAUCCCCGGCAAAGGUCGUUGCUGUGUUUACAUCGCUAGAUUUUCUUAUGACCCCCCUGAAAUCGAAAGUGCUGAAGGGGAACUAUCGAUUUGUUCUGGUGAUUAUCUCUUGGUAUGGGGUCCGCCCGAUCCAAACGCCACUAUGCUCGAUGCUGAAUUAUUAGACGGUCGCCGGGGAUUAGUUCCUGCAAAUUUUGUUCAAAGACUAGUUGGAGACGAUUUGUUAGAAUUUCAUCAGGCUGUCGUUGCGACAUUGCGAGACGCAGAUGAAACUGCUACAACUGCUGUUAGUGAUCUUUCUCUUAGUCGUGACGUGGCUCGCCUAAGUGAAGUUGCAGAUGUUACUGACGGUUCGGAAGAUGACGAUAAUGUUCCUGCUCCGCGCCAGUUAACCCUCGAGAGGCAGUUGAACAAGUCCGUGCUGAUUGGCUGGACGGCGCCGGAGGGAGUGCAGCAGGCGAACAUAGAAAGCUACCACGUGUACGUCGAUGGCGUCUUGAAGACAACGGUCAAAGCUACAGAGCGCACGCGGGCGUUAGUCGAAGGAGUAGAUUCUAAUCGGCCGCAUCGGAUUAGCGUUCGCUCUGUGACGGUGACUAGGCGUACAUCUCGAGAUGCCGCUUGCACCAUGGUCAUUGGGCGGGACACAGCCAACAUGGGCCCGACGUGUGUCCGGGCCAGUAGCGUAACCUGUUCUCAGGCCGUGAUCUCCUGGCUCCCAGCUAAUUCCAAUCACCAACAUGUAGUUUGUGUAAACAAUGUUGAAGUUCGAACUGUGAAGCCGGGUGUAUACCGUCAUACCAUCACCGGGCUAUCACCAAGCACGCAAUAUCGAGUUACAGUAAGAGCUAAGCAUUUGAGAGCCGGGCCUCCGUCUGGAAUACCCAUUGAAGAAGCCCCAGGGGCAUAUACAGACUUUAGAACACUGCCAAAAGGUCUUCCAGAUCCUCCAAACGAAAUCAUGGUGGAAGCUGGGCCCCAAGACGGUACACUGCUUGUGACGUGGCAGCCAGUGCUUCGCCCACCCGCUUCAGGGCCUGUCACUGGAUAUGCUGUUUAUGCGGACGGGAAGAAGGUGACCGACGUAGACUCGCCGACCGGCGAUCACGCUCUCAUCGAUAUUGGCAAACUGCUCGGCCUCAAUCCUAAAUGCGUCACCGUUCGUACUAAAUCUCGCGACAGCCAGUCAAGUGAUAGCCAACCGACGCCUAUUCCUCCGGCUGUUCUUCGAGGUGUUGUGUCGAGAGUUCCGAGAGGUCCCCCAGGUCAAGUUCCUAACCAACCAGCUCCAGGUUAUCGAAUGCAGCGCCCUCAAGCCUAUCAGCAGCAGCAACAAGUCAUAGAACAUGACGAAAACCUUUCUGAUAAAGAAAUAUUCCCAACGGCUAAUCGCCAUGACCAACAAGCAGCUCAGCCCACGAGCGGAUUCGGCACAGGCCUUCUAAAGAGUAUAUUCGACAAAAUAACCCCUUCGCAAUCGGGGAUACCGGCCAUCGAAAUCACUAAAGAAGGUGCCGUGGAGCAGGUCGGCGAAGACGAAGAGGCGUCGCGGCGCCGUCAGCAGCAGCCGUCCCAACCUGCACAAGCGUCGCAGCAGCCUUCGGGUCAGCAGUACCCGAAUACACAAGCCUUCCAUGGCACGCAGCAACCCCCCUUUCAACAGGGCGCCCAGUUCCCAAGUAACCAAACCAACCCCUACCCCGGGCAGCCACAGCAGUAUCAAAACCAACCUCCGAGGAAUCAUCAUGAGAGAGGACGCCCUCCUAAUCCUCACCAGUUACAGCAACAAGCACAACAAGGUGGUAUGCCGCAGUAUGGCCCUAGAGGCGUACCUCCACCUGGGCCUCGAGGUCCACCUCCCGGAGGUCGGCCUCCUCCUCAGGGCCAUCCGCAAUCCAAAAGAAGCCGCUAUUUCAUCGCACUGUUUGAUUACGAUCCAGCAACUAUGAGUCCUAAUCCUGAGAGUUGUGAUGAAGAACUGCCAUUUAGUGAAGGAGAUACAAUAAAGGUGUGGGGUGACAAGGACGCCGACGGUUUUUACUGGGGCGAGUGUAGAGGUCGUAGAGGUUAUGUUCCUCACAACAUGGUUGUCGAAGUUUCCGAGCAAGAGGCAACCGGCCAAGUGUCGGCGAAACCGAGAGAUCGGUGGAAUGACGCGUACACAAACCAUCCGGUGAGACGCAUGAUUGCUCUAUAUGACUACGACCCACAGGAACUCAGCCCUAAUGUUGACGCUGAUGCAGAGCUAAGUUUUCAAACAGGUCAGAUUAUUCAUGUUUACGGUGAUAUGGACGAUGAUGGUUUUUACAUGGCAGAAAUUGACGGUGUUAGGGGCCUGGUGCCGAGUAAUUUCCUCACAGAAGCCAACGAUCAGUAUGCGCCAGCGGGACCAAGUAAUCAAGGGCCGUCCGGUGGUCGAGGAAUGGGCCCGAGCACCAGUGCCCCCGGGGCGGGCCCGGGCCGCGGCCGAGGAGUGCCCUCCGGCCCUGGAGCUCGCGGCCCUCCGCCUCCCCCUAGAGACAACGUUGUACCCGCACAAAGAAAUCAACAUCGGAAAACAGAUGCCUGCCCUCUUCCCCCUUCUCAGUUAGACCACAACACAAGCGCCAGUAAUCCAGAACAGGCGAACGCUCAGCAGGCGAGGGGGAAAGGCGUGAACGCACAGCCGGUGACCACGACCGCGCGCACGACCGCUGGUAACGUGGGCACGCCCACGCAGUCGCCCGGCUCGGCGGCCACGCUCGCCAUGCCGCCCGUGGGCACCACGACCGCGGUCAGCACGUCCCCGGCGCGCCGCGGCGGCCCCACCGUCGUCCCCGCACCCACCGCUCAACCACUACAGCAGCAGCAACAGCAGCAACAACAGCAGCAGCAACAACAACAACAACCACCCACCUCACAACCGAACCUCAUGCAAAAAUUCUCCGAAAUGACCGCCCCCGGCGGUGAUAUUCUUAGCAAGGGUAAGGAACUCAUCUUCAUGAAAUUCGGUCUCGGCGGCAAAUAAUGUCGGCGGUACGGCCUUUAGGGCCCUAAAUUUACCAUUUCACCCGCGAUCACUUUCCUGAUAGCUGAUAAAAGCCUCAGAGCGGGAAGGAUCUACUGCUGUGUUUGUCCGGCAAACUACUCGGCUCUAUGCGUCGAUCUUCUUAUUGUAACCCAUUUAUAUCUGUUACAUAACGUAUUGUAAUAAAUGAUGUAAAUAAUUAAUAAUGAAUUCAAUAAACGCACAGUUUAGUGAAUAUUCAAAUGUUAGUGCAGUCUCGAUAUAACGCACGGUUGGAGUUUAACCCCUGAAUUAGUCGUAUCGUAAAGUUUUCUAUCUCUUGAACCUCUGCCCGUCUGUUAGAUUAGACUAUAAGUACCUACUUUUAUUGUUUUAAAAAAGCCGUUCUGUAUAUUAUAUAUGUGCACUUACACUUAUUAGUAUCAAAAAUGUGCUCCGAAGAAAUAUGAGUUUAUAAUAUCUUGAGCAAUGUAGGUAACGAUUAUAUAGAACGGCUUUUUCCUUUAUAUAGUUUAGUUUAACCUAUUUUGUAUUUAGACCUGAAAAAACAGUUUAAGAAAAUCUUUUCUAAGUGUUUCGUGACAUAAUUUUUCAUUAAUGUUCGUGGCUUAGAGGUCACGUGUCCACUUUACGUUUUCUAUCGCUAGGUGUGUAUUUCCUUAUUAAAUAUAGAAAUUAGAUGUUUUAAAACUAUAUCUUUGUUCAAUAAAAUUAAAAAAAAUAUAAAUAAUUGUUGAAUGUUACCAUCAAAUUGUCCAUUACAAUUCAUUCGUUGAAUUCUGCAACCGUCCUUGCAGAAAUAGAUUUCAGCAAUACAAAAUACAUUCCUGAAUAUUGAUGUUGACUCAUUGUGUUAUAAUAAAGUUUAUAAUGAUGUUGUGAAGAUUUAAAUAACAAUAUAAAAGCUGAACUUUGCGUCAACUUGCUAGAAAAUCAUUCGAGUUACCUGUAUGAUUUUAAUAUAAAAGGUGCCGUUUUGCAGUUUAAAUAAUUAAUCAAUAGAAAAUAAUGAAAAAGAUGUUUAAAUUUAGAAGAUGUAAGGAUAAUAAUUAUUACAAUUCACUUUCUGAAAAUAAUAAUAUUCUGUGAUAGUAGACGUGAUUACCAUCUUUGUCAUUAAUAUGUAAAAUACAGAAUCAUUUUCAUCUAAAAGUUUCCAAAUUCUGAAACAUUUUUCUAUGGCAACUUGCUCCAUAGACCUCAUCAAUGUCUAAGUGUUAUAACAUGCUAAAUAUUUAUCUCUAACGAAAAUUGUUGAAAAUGCAUUUAUUAUUUCGGGAAAUUUUAGGGGUAUUUAAAUAUAUUGUCUAUGUAUAAAAUAGACAAUGAAGGAAAAAAUAUUUAAACCUUUGUCUUUCUCUUUAAAGUUAAAUGAUCGAUACUGUUAAAUUUUGACUUAAACUAAAAGGCUACUCCCGUAUCGAGCCUAAAGACUGCUUGCAUGAGUUUUAUUAUAGUAUUUAUUUAACUUAUAAAUAUCUUUUAAUCCUACUUCUCGGUGGGAGAUAAGAAAAUAUGUUUCAUUAUGAUGAACUUACAUACCUACCUUAAUUAGUCGAAAUAAUAGAAAUAACGACUUAUGGAAUUUGGCCAUCGACAAACAGUUGAAAUAUGUUUAAUAUUUUCUUUAACGAACGUCGGAAGUCAAAUUCAAUUCAUUCUUAUGUAUGAUUUAUUGUCAUGUUAGUAAAUCAGUCACAAAUCAUGCGCGUACCUACGUCCUACGUAUUAUUUUAUAUAUUAAUCGCAUUUUCGGAUACAUACCAUUGCAGCUCGGUGUAAAUAUGUACUUAAGUAUGUUUUUAUUUAUCUAAGAUGUACGCCUUUUUUUCUACAAAUUUGUCAGAUCAUUGUUUUAUAAAGCCUCUUUAGAAUUGACCACUAGAGUGAAUUAAGACACUGGGGUUAAUAAUUACUAUUUUAUACAUCAUUAAAUGACAUGAGGUCACCGUCCAUUCAUUACAAUCUACUGAUCGUUUACAUUUUACACGUAUGAUCCGAGAUGGAGAAAUAAUGUCAUAUUACACACGCGUCUAAUUUUUCAGACCUCUCAAAAAACUAAGCUUUUAAUUAAAUACUAAAUCGUAUUAACUACCUACUGAAUCAUUUCAUUAUAGUUAGUAUCCAAAAGCAAACGUUAAAGGUACAUCGAGGUUAGGUUAGAUAUGGGGUAAGAUGAAACAAUAAAUUAAUCGCCGUUUAAUAAGUAUCUAGGAUAUCACAUUGUUUCUCUCUUGAUAUAAAAUAUUAUCAAUCAAUACCUUGUUUCUUAUUCAAUACCUAUAUAUGAAUAGUUGGACAGUCUCAUUCUUACCUCAUUAUCUUACUACGAAGGAAAACAAUUGGGGCCAAAUAUUAGUUAUUCUAAACAAUUUUAUUGUAGCCCUUUAUAGCAACCAAGUUUUCUCACAGUGAAAGUGAUCUUUAAAACAUCCUAUUAAAAACAAUAUAGCAAUAAAUGCGAGCUUCUUACUUGCGAGUAACGUUAUUCGUCUUUACUGUUUAAACAUUAUUCCUAACACAACGUAUGACAAUAAAUCGUAUAUAAGGUGACCUAUCUUAAGAACGUUUCUACGUAUGCGUUGUUCGAAUCUAAAUAAUUUAUAAAUGUUCUAUAUAUUAUAAUCAUUGUUGUAAAUAUCGUUCGGUAAGUUUGCUUGGAAUGUAGGCUAUAUAACGAGAUGCUCACUACGUACAAGGGAUACUCUAUUAAGUCCUAUAUAGCUUCGUAUAUAUCCAAAAUUAAUGCGUAUUUCAAUCUUUCACGUAUAUAAGAGACAAUUAGCUUGCGAUUCCUAGUAAAAUUGAUACAUAGAAAUAGAAAAUGUUCAGCCGUGCUGUUUAGGCCACAAUCAUGAAUUUCGUAAAACGUUACAAAGAAGAUAAUAUCAUCAUUAUAUAAACAAGAUAAUUUGAAUUAGUUUUGGGAACCCUGAUACUUUUAAAAAUUCUCAAAUAUAUCCAUCCCAUAUAAUAUGUUCAAAUUUCUAGUGGGUUGAUUGUUGCUUAAGAUAUUGUGGGUGUGUUAAAGGUAUCGUUGAGAAAAAGGAACAACUGACUUACCCAUUAGUAAAACAGGACAUGGACUUUUUAAAAUAACGCAUAAAUUUUGCAUUGUCAACGUAAUAGUCAGACGAUAAGUUGGGUACAAGUUGCUAGAGGUAUAUUCUGAGUACCUAGUACCUAUGAAUAGAAGAUGAUAUUUUUUUUUUUAGAUUUUUCAAUGGACGUGAAUAUUGUUAGGUUGUGUUACAGUAAUUAUCCAGAACGGGUACUAGUGCAAUUUUCCACUUCCAGAUUAAAUUUUAGACGAUGAGUGUUUUCCAGUGAAAUGUGGUUUAUCGAACCCAUAUUCUUCUUUAAUAUAUAAAGCAAUCUUGUCACACCUCUCAUGACGAUAAUUUAAAACAAAUAUAAUAUUAUCUCCUUUGUGCGUGUAUCCCUUUAAUGUAUAUACAAAUCAAUUGUACAUAAAGUGGGUGUUCGCAGAGGUCUAAACGUUAGCUAAGCUCAGUGCUACAUAUCCAUAAUAUAUUAUAUAUAACCUGUACUAAUCAAAACUUUCUAUAUUAAUAAAUAAUAGCGUUAUAUCUAACACCGAUAAAAGUUGUUCACUUGUUUAUAUACAUUGUUAUAAAAUCUGUAUUCAUAUCUUUUAUCACGUGUACCUAUGUAUCGUUAUUUAUACGAAAUAAUAUAAAUAAUUAUUGUAUAUUAAUCGUGCAUUCAUUUGUGCGUAAUUUAAAAUGGAGAAUGUAUAUUAAACUUAAUGGAUAAAUCUUUAACAAUGUACCAAUGAAAUAUGCCGAAACAAAAUAAAUGAUACAAAUGCCGCUUCUUUA